CUUCUCUGGGAGACCACGCCCCGCCCGCCAAGGCCCCGCCUCAGGUGAGCUUCCUCAGACUCCUCCUCAAUGUCCCGUUUCGAGUUUGGUCCCGGAAGCCGGAGACGGGCGGAGCCAGGUCAAUGAGGCCGGUGGUCCCGCUUCGGGAGCAAGGCGGCGGCGGCGGCGGCGUGGAGGAUGAGGGGAGACGCUUCGUGGUUCUUGGUGCUGGUGGCGGGGCUGCUCCCUGGGCUUUCAGGGCUGAGGCUUCUCCUCAGCGCUCCGCCACUUUUCAACUGUUCCCAGCCGGGUUUACGCUGCCUUGUGCGAAACAGUUACUGUGUGGAUGAGAGCUGGCUCCUUUCUUGGAAAUGGACUCCUUCAGCCCCGAGUUCUGUUGACGUAUUUAUUGAUACAUUUUUUGCUGAAGAUGGGAAAUUGGUCCCUGUGCUGAAGAUAGAGUGGAAAGUGGCUACUGAUGCAAGCAUCAUAUACCUCAGAGGAGCGGAAUUGGCUGUAGUACAAUUAAGCGAUAACCGCCAGAUUUGCGCUCAAUUUGACUUUCAAAAUAACCUGACAUUCCAAGUCCGUCCAGACAAUGGAGGCCGGUGGAAUUUCUCUUUCAAUCGUUUUGAGGUACAACCAGGCCAAAUGUACCAAGUAACAGUCUAUCAUUUGCCCAAAUUAAGUACUCCAGGGGACUAUAACAGGAGAUCAAAGCCAUUCACAGUACCAAAUUGCACACAUCCUAUCAUGAAAACAACAGAACCGUGUCUGCGAAUAGGGAGUUUGUGGGAAUCCAGAAUUAGUGGAACAAGUCUAGAUGACGAUUCUGUGUUGGUGAGCUUUGACCCUGCAGAGAUACCAACCACCUAUUUUAUCCACGUAAUCAGUGUUCGGGAAGAUGGAAAGGAGUGCAAGAAGGCCACGGAAAGUAUUUCAGAGAAGGGUCUGCAGCAGCGCCUUAAUGUAACGGUCAAGCUGGAAAGGAACUUGAAGAUUUGCUGCAAAUACAAAGUGGAGAUCCAACCCUUCUUUCCUGGCUGUGCUACAGACUGUGAGAGGCAUUCAUUUUUAAUCCCAUGUUCUUCUGCUGAUACCUUAAGUCUUCCUGAUCAAUCCAGAAUGAAUGAUACAUUUUCAGUGGGCCUACCUUGGAUCCACACCAUGAUCUGCAUUUUGUUAAUUGGUUCAGCUAUUGGUUCCGCAAUCUGCCUUACUCGAAGACAAAAAGAAUUAAAUUCUGCAGCAAAAAACGGUGAUUUUGAACUCCAAGAUGUCACCCCUAUGUUACAACCUCCUCCACCCCUCAAGCCACGUACAGUUUGGAUUGUGUAUUCUGCUGAUCACAAGCUCUAUGUAGACAUUGUGUUGAAAUUUGCUCAGUUCAUGAUCACCGUGUGUGGUACGGAGGUCAUCCUAGACCUGCUAGAUGAACACCAGAUAUCUGAGAUGGGAGCAGUGUGCUGGCUUACUCGGCAGAAACAGAAAAUGGAAGCGCUGUCUUCAAAGAUCAUCAUCUUGUGUUCCCGGGGUACUCAAGCUAAGUGGCAGGCUAUGCUUGGGCACGAGGAAUCCAGUGUGCAUCUGAAGCAAGAUAAUCUGCUGCCAACAGGAGACAUGUUCACUCCAGCACUGAAUCUGAUUUUACCAGAUUUUAAGCAGCCAGCUUGCUUUGGACUGUAUUUAAUCUGUUACUUUGAGGGCAUAAGCAAUGAGAGUGACAUUCCAGACCCUUUCCACGUCAUCUCCAAAUAUCAGCUGAUGGAUAAAUUUGAGGAAAUUUACUUCCUAAUCCAGGAUCUUGAAAAAUUUGAGCCAGGGCGAAUGCAUCAGAUUCCAGCCAUCUCGCCUGAAAAGUACACUGAAAGCCCCUGUGGCAAACAGCUGAAGGAAGCUUUGCAGAAAUUCCAGACAUGGCAGGCUGAGCAUCCAGAUUGGUUUAAAACUGAAUGUGUCUGCGCUGAGGAUGAAGAUGAAGAUGAUCUACAACCUCUGAGUGGGGAACUCAUUGAAGAAUUAGUAUUCCCUGGAAAAGGAAUUCUUAAGCAGCAGCUGCUUCCAAAGGAACCUGGCUCCAAUAGCUGUUGCUUAGUCAAUCUUCUGGUUAAUGAAGAUGACUUGGGAGCAUAUAAAUUGGCACCUCAGCAUCUGUCACAAGAAGAUCUAGCAUUCCACACUCUGGUCACUCCCGCUGAGACACCUUCUGUUCAGGUGGUCAAGCCAACUGCCCUUGCAGAAGAAAAUGAGAUACUCAGUCAUAAACUGUUGACCAAUGAAGAUUGGCUAGAAAGCAUACCUAUGAUAGAAGCUAGCAUCCCAAGAAGAAAUCAUGUCAUUCUUCAAGAGCAUUUAUCCUCAGAUCCCCAGGCCUUGCCAGCUGACGUGAGGCAACAACUGGAGGGAUUGAUGUAUUCCCUCUAUCAACAAAGUGUCAUCCCCUCUGAUAUGCCCCUUUGCCAAGAAGAUGUUAAUGAGCAGCAACAGCUGUUGUUUGAUGAGGCUUCCAAAGUUCAGAGACAGUCGGUACAGUCAGAUCAGGGUUAUAUCUCCAGAUGUUCUUCUUUCCCUUCUAAUAGCACUGUUGAACCAGAGGAAGAAGAGAACCAAGAACAGGAAGGAUAUUGGUCUGCUGAGCAUCUCACUGCAGAUGUCUUAAGUAGUCUAAAAAGUCUUCAGCAGCAGUUGCUUUUCCAGGAUAUCCAGAAAAACUGCAGCUAAGGUCACUUGGGAGAGGGUCGGGAGAAUUUUGUUUUGUUUUGUUUUUGAAACAACUAGACAACCCAUGACUGAUGAGGUCAUUCUUCUUUCAGUAUGUAAUAUAGACCCUCAUUGUUUCCCCACCCCUUGUGACAUUUGAGAGCCCUGGUGAAACCCCUCCCUCCUCUUCCUCAGCUGAUUCAUGAACCUGUCACUUUGCUAGAGGGAGAGAGAACAAAGAGAGGAAGGGGGCUCAAGGGCUCAGCUAUCACUGGCACACCAGAGCCAGUCCUACCCAGGCAUCCCAGUCUCUUCUUUGUCUUUUCUGUUUCCAAAUAUAAUAUAGCCUUGCACCUUUCCCUUCCGUUCACAACCCUCAAAAGAACCCCUCCUCCUGCCCUCAGCUGACAUGUGGAACUGCCUGCCACUUCAUUGUGGAGAGGGAGAACUAUGGGAGUCAUGGACCACAAGGAAAACUGCACCCUCCUUCUCAUUCUGGCAUGUCCCCAAGGGAUCCCUCUCUCCAGGGAGGAAGAAGGCUCACUUCAACCAACCCUACCUUACCAGCAGGCAUCCAACUUACUCCCUCAUUCUUCCCUUACUAGCCACUGCCAUUAAGAGGUUUAAAAUUUUGACCAUGGUUUCAAAGCUGCCAGUGGUCACUUGUCUCUCAGGUCUUGCUACCAGCCAAUUGGGCGUAGGGGCCAGAGGGAGGCUGGAAAUAGGGUAAGUAUGUGUCCCUCCCAUCUUCCCUUGUGCCAUGCAACCCAUAGCUUCCUGGAAAGUACAGUCAGGAAAGUAUGGCACUAAAUCGUUGUCAAACUCCCAUGGGGGUCAUAGAUCCCAGAUUUUGGACGCAUUCUGUAAAUUGGUCCAUUUAAAGUACUUUGAUUCAAAAAUUGUUGCUCUAUGAUGCACCAUUUUGCCCAAUUGAAGGCCACAAAGUAUCAGACAGACACAAGAGUUUUACUGUAGUACUGUAUAUAAGUUAAUGGCUGUUUGUUGGAGUGUGCAGCGCCUAACCUAAGCUAAAUAGCAGUGUGCUAUAAUGCUAUAAACUGCCUCUUAAGAAUACAGGCAUAGCCAUAGAAGAUCAGGAGAAUUUGCCAAAUAUUCUGAAAGCUCUUCUGAAAGUAACAAGUAUUAAAAUAGAAAAAAAAAACUUUAGGUGACAUGAAAAAGACUGUCUAGUCCAGCACCAUUUUCUCCAUUGUGGCUGAUAGCAGAUUAUCUCUGAAUUUUGUAGUUUUGUAAGGCAAAUCAGCAAGAAUCGCCAGUCUCUUUUUAUAAGUCUUCAUUUUUGUAACUCUAGUCACAAUUUGUAGCAGUGAUUUUUGUUAGCCAGUUUUGCCCUAUACAAAGGUUUUCUGUCACCUCUGCCGUUUAAUUUCAUAGUAUUAUCUGCAUUUAUCUUAUUACUUAGCAAGGAAGAAAAGCUCUACUUACGGUACCUUAUGUCCCUGGUGCUCCAAGUGAUGCUGUAGCUGUCCUUAGUGCCUGGAGACCGUAGGGACCUGGAUGGGGGACAACAGACUUCACUGAAUCCUAUCAAGACGGAGUGGCUAUGAAGGCAGGGGGACCUCAGGAUCUGGUUAUUUAUCAUCUUUAGUUCUGUAUGUGGUUAUACUACUCCAGACAGACCUGGUGUGCAACCUGGAAGUUCUCCUGGAAUUGCAACUCGUGCUCGAACAGCAGGUGACAGACGUGUCUAGGAGAGCCUCUACACAACGUUGAGUUGGACGCCAGUUGCCCCUUUAUUUGGAUCAUGAGGCCACAGUCAGUCAUGCCCUAGUCAUCUCUCAGUUGGAUGACUACAGUGCUCUCUACAUGGGGCUAACUUUGAGGAGUAUUUAGAUGCUACAGCCGAUGCAGAAGGCAGCGACACAAAUAGUUCUGAGGGCCUGUAGGGUGGCAUGUAUAACACUGCUAUUUGGGCAAGCUGCAUUUGUUACCUGUUUGCUUCCAGGUCCAGUUCAUGGUGUUGGGUUAUUACCAAAGCCUUAUAUGGCAUGGAUCCAGGGUAUCUGAGAAGCUGUCUCAGCCCAGUGUGACUAGCCCACCCCACUUGUGCCAGCGGAAGAGGCCUGCUACAGACUCCAUCUGCUAAGGAAUUUGAGCAGGUGGGCUAAAGAAGAGCUUUUUUCCUCUGUGAUCCCGAUCCUGUGGAAUACAGGUAGUCCUCAACUUACAACAAUUCAUUUAGUGACCAUUCAAAGUUACAACAGCACUGUUGUAGUGACAUGACCGUUUUUCACAGUUACAACCUUUGCAACAUCUCCAUGAUCAUGUGAUCAAAAUUCAGAUGCUUGGCAUCUGGUUCAUAUUUACGACCAUUGCUGCGUCCCAAGGUCAUGCGAUCCCCCCCCUUUUUUAAAAAAAAAAUUGAUUUAUAUGCCUCCCUUCUUCGGAGACUCAGGGCGGCUUACAAUGCGUUAAGCAAUAGCCUUCAUACUUUUGUAUAUUUAUACAAAGUCAGCUUAUUGCCCCCACAAACUGGGUCCUCAAUUUACCUACCUUAGAAAGGAUGGAAGGCUGAGUCAACCUUGUGCCUGGUGAGAUUCGAACUUACAGUAAUUGCAGACAGCUGGUGUUAAUCACAAUGCUAUCAGUCUGCUGAACCACCAGGCCCUGCGACCCUCUGACAAGUAAAAUCGAUGGGGAAGCCAGAUUCACGUAACCGGGUAACUAACUAAUCAACUGCAGUGAUUCACUUAACAACCAUGGCAAGAAAGGUCGUAAAAUGGGGCAAAACUCACUUAACAAAUGUCUCACUUAACAUAAAUUUUGGGCUCAAUUGUGCUUGUAAAUUGAGAACUACCUGUACUCUACCACUGAAGGUGAAAACUACUCCCGGCCUUUUGGCCUUCCAGAAGGGCAUUAAAACUUGGUUUUACUGGUUGGCCUGGGGCCCCAACUGGGGGUGCUUCCGCUGGAGGUGGUUGACCUGGUAAGAAGACCUCAGCCCCAUGUCAUCCACCUCCUUGGUUCCAGUUUUUUGCAGAGUUUUAAAUCUUUAAUUGCUUUUCUAUUUAUCUUUUUAUGUUCUAUACACCAUCCAGAGUUGCCCUACUCAGGGAGAUGGGUAGCAUAUAAAUUUAAUUUUAAUUUUUUUUAAAAAAAAAAGUCAGAUAUAGGAAACAGCUGCAAUUGUGCGGUUGCUGUGGGUUUCAAUUUUACCCCUUUGGAUUCUCCAUGGGAUGUUAUUUGCAGCACAGAGACAGCAUUUCAUAGCAAAAGUCUGUUGCCUCUGAAACAAAAACAUGCAUGGUUUCCAAACUUGACAGUUGCCCUGACAACAAGUUGAAGCAAAUAAUUGUUGUUAAAAGGGUGUAUGUAUGUGUGUGAGUGUACAAGCGCAUAGAUGAGAGAGGGAGUUGGAGGUUUCUCUGCCAGAAAUUAUUUAGGGUGCAGAAAACACACCACUUGAUUCAAAAUUUAGACUUUUUAAAAUUAGCUUCAAGAAUCCAGAUAAACUCUUUGCUUUUGCAUACAGUAGGUUCUUCCGAAUUAGAUACAGGUGGUUCUUGACUUGCAACACAAUUGGGAUCAGAAUUUCCACUGCCAAGCAGGGCAAUUGUUAAGUGAGUCAUACCCUAUUUUACAGCCUUGUUUUUGGUUAAGCAAAUCACUGCAGCUGUUAAGGGAAUCACAGCCAUUAAGUGAAUCCAGAUCUCUCCCCCCCCCAUUGACUUUGGUAUGUUGAAAGUUGACUGGGAAGGUCGCGUGCAAGUGGCAAUCACAUGACUUGGGAUGCUGCAACCAUGGUAAAUGCAUGCCAGUUGCCAAGUGCCCAAAUUUUGAUCAUAUGACUGGGUAUGCUGCAACCAUUUUAAGUGUGGGGCCCGGUUGUAAGUCACUUUUUUCAGUGCUAUUGCAGCUUUGAAAGUCACUAAACGAAUGCUUGUAAAUUGAGGACUACCUAUAUACUGUUGAAUACCCUUACAUUGCAACUUUAAUACCCAACUGCCGAUAUAGGAAUUGAAAAAGCUAUUAAAAGAUCCAAGUACAUUGGGUUAAUUCAGUUCAAACUCAAGUUAAAUAGCAGCCGCUGUGGAGGAUUUAGGAAAAGUAAUUUCCCAACUUGAUUACCUUACGCUUUUCAUACAUUGUGAAACCUGCUUUCUUGCUAAUUACAUCAAUAUAUUAAGGCAAAUGAGCAGGACUGUUGUUUUUCUCAACUAAUGACCUUCUAGCCUAGUGGAAAUUACUCUGCAGUAUCUUUCAAUGUUUAUCACUGAUGUUCAAGCUGGUUAUUUUAAUUUUACACUCUGUCUUUUCCGGUGUAGCUUCUAUUAUACAAUUAAAUUGUGUACUAUAUUUUUCAGCGUUGCUAGCUUAAUUUAAAUUUGCAAAUAAAUGUAACCAUAUUUUUAGUCAUGUAUUAAUCAGAUUGUUUUGUUUUGCAUUUGCAUGUUUGCUACUUUUGGCCAAGCUUGGAAAUGAGCAGUUACAGAAUGCUGAACAGAUGCUAAACCUGUUUCAUUUUUUACCUAAAUAUUUAAAGAGCAAGUGUCAGUUAGCUAAGUCCAAAAAACUGUGGCUAACUCAUAGUUGCUCAUGAAUCGACAUACCAUUGUGGCUGAAUUAUCUAUAUAUCAGAAAUAGGAAGAAUGAAUGGAAUGAUUAACACUCCAAGUACUUUGUGUUUCAGAGACACUGUAUAUCAAUGGACAGUUCACACCAACAGAAUGUUAUUCUAAUCAAAGUUUAGAAUAUUUUGUAUAACAAUUCUUUUCUUACAAUGGCCCUGAAAUGAUGGAAUACAAGAGUAUUCUUCAUUUUCUUUGUAAGGGCAGUAUUUCAUAACCAGUUUUUACAUACUUGUAGUUGUUAGCAAGUUUCAUAUCAAAUUUAAAUAGCUGUUAAAAGAUGCAAAAUUUAUCUUGAAACAUUAAACUUUGUUAUAUAUUUAA
This is a messenger RNA of Pantherophis guttatus, 7592 nucleotides long. It is a transcript of the gene IL17RA, whose product is annotated as interleukin 17 receptor A. Gene Ontology annotation, molecular function: interleukin-17 receptor activity. Lineage: Eukaryota; Metazoa; Chordata; Lepidosauria; Squamata; Colubridae. The record is from RefSeq and is a predicted model, not a curated record.